Molecule: messenger RNA, 7292 nt
Organism: Thrips palmi
Lineage: Eukaryota; Metazoa; Arthropoda; Insecta; Thysanoptera; Thripidae
Product: protein couch potato-like
Exons: 10
Coding region: 598-1566 (322 amino acids)
Molecular function (GO): mRNA binding
Source: RefSeq, a predicted model, not a curated record
ACGGCGCAAGGGCGGUUAGGACGGAGCCUCCAAGACUUGCCUGCUGCUGUGCCCUGGCCCUGCUGUAUCACUCGUCCCGUUCGGGCCGCUCGUCAGUUGACACUCGCUGCCGCGGCGCCGUUUGUUGUCGAUGUUGUUGUUGGUGUUGUUGUUGGCCUCAACGGAUUGACGUCGUGGACGUGCUUCGCUCCGUGUGUUCCUGGCAAAGCACUCCCCGUCUCUCUCUUGUCUGAGGAGCGUGUGUUGAAGAUCGACAGUGUAGUGCGUCGUGAGAAGCCCAGUGCGUGAUUCGCAAGCAUAUCAAUUAAUAGCAAUAGUGUUGUCCGCGAAGUGAUCUUGCUGGACACUUGCCGAGGACGACAACGCGGUCUGCACCGUGCGUCUCCCGGCUUCACCACGUCGAAAAGAAACCGGCACCUUUGCGCCGACGGAGGUGGUCUAGAGCGUGAGCUUGCCCACCCUCAGACGCCCUCGUCCGCCGCCGCCCUCGCCGCCCUCGCCGCCCCCGCGUACAAGCGACCCCGACUCGACGUCGUCGUCGCCGAAGCCACCGUCGCGACGCAGCACCAGCAGCACCAGGUCGACGCCGUCGAGAGGAUGAACAGCCUGGCGUCCAGCAUGGAGGCCCCCAGCGUCCUCAGCCAGAGCAUGGACUCCGUCAACACCGUCCCCGGCGAGGAAGAGGUUUGUGGCAAGUCAGUGGGCAUGGAGACCGAUCUGGGAGCGGCCGCGGCCGACAGCCCCGUUCGGACACUCUUCGUCAGCGGCCUGCCCAUGGACGCCAAGCCGCGAGAGCUGUACCUGCUUUUCAGAGCUUACGAGGGAUACGAGGGUUCCUUACUAAAAGUUACCACUAAAAAUGGAAAGACAGCUUCGCCCGUGGGCUUCGUGACGUUCCACACGAGGGCGGGGGCCGAGGCCGCGAAACAGGAUCUUCAGCAGGGUGUUCGGUUCGACCCGGACUUGCCUCAAACGAUUCGCCUCGAGUUUGCCAAGAGCAACACCAAAGUUAGCAAGCCAAAGCAACCCAGCGCGUCGGUCGCGCCCGCUCACCAGACCCUCAUGCACCCACUCACCCAACACUUGUCGCCGUUCUACCCGGGUGCGCCGGAACUGUGGCAGCAUCCGAUAGCCUUCUCGACCGCGGCGGAGCUGCCCGGGCCCGCGCUCCACCACCUGGUGCAUCCCGCGCUGCACCCGCAGCUGCCCGACAUGAACGGCGUGUGUGGGCAACAGGCCGACGCGUGGCGCGUGUUCGGGCCCCAGGGCCACGGCCACGGCCACGGCCAGGGCAUGCCACACUUCCUACCGUCCCCGGCGCUGGCCUCGCCCGCGGGGUCCUCCUGCUCGCCCAGCGGACAGCACGGCGGCCACGGCGGCCACGGCCCCCACCCCCCGCAGGGCGCCCUGGCGCCCCAGCAGGGCCAGGGCCCGCCCUGCUCGGCGCUCUUCGUCACCGGCCUCGGCCAGUUCGUGUCCGAGCACGAGCUUAAGGACAUCUUCAGCAGAGACCCUAAUCUGCGGAAAAUGGACAACCUUAAUAGCUACUUGCAGCUCAGCACAUGAACUGGAAGAGGCUGCCGACGAGUGUUAGAGUAGUGUACUCAGUGGGCUUGGCUGAGCCUAGCUGUUGAAGGCCUCAAUAUUUCUUUACAUUCCAUUGAUACCUUUUAAAAAAAAUAACACAAAAAUUGAUGUAAACCAAAGGUGCCCCAAAUUGUACUCUUAAAAAAAUAUGAAGUUUUGUUUGCAGGAACAAGUGAAAAUGGCUAAAACGUUUGAUCAAUUAUCCGUUGUCGGCAUAUGAUUUUCUUUUUUAAAGUCGCAUGAUUUCAUGCUGUCUAUCGGAGGGCUGCUGAAAAUGCAUUUUAAGAAGCAUUUAUGUAUGAUCUUGAUAAGCAAGACUUUAUUUUUAUUUCCCUAUUCUCAAGAAAAAGCAAGCUUAUGUUUCUUUUUCUACCUAUGAAUGCGUUUUAGAAUUAUGUUUUGCUAUAAUGCAGUCAUAUGUUUUAUAUUUUGCUGACUUUCAUUAUCUGGUGAUUGCAUUUAGUGUUAUAUGAGGCAGAGGUGAAUCACAUGAAUUUUAGCCUUACAAUAGGUUAAGAAAGGCUUUUUUGAAGUGUUAAUCAUUGUAGUAACACAAACUAAUUUAUUUGUUGAUUUAUUCGUGUUUGACUUUUAUGUAGGUUUGUUCAGUGAUGGAUAGCAAUAAACCAAAAUAACUUGAGGGUGGGGUGAAUAGGAGAGUCCGUUGCUGGCACCUAAUUUACCUCCUUGUACCAAAGCAAUGCCAUGGUGACUUCUUCACCUACCCCAAGGCAACAGUACUCAUUGUCAUAGGAGCAGAAUAACUGCUUGUCUUGUAGUGUGUGAUUGACAGAUUUUGUAAUAUUUCUACUGUGCCGUUCAUGAGAAUUUAAAACAUUCAGUGUUAGCUGCUUACAUUGUUAUGAGCCUCUCUUGUAGUUUAUUUUAGCAGUAUUUCUGCCAGAGAUCUCAGUGAAGAAGUGUUAUGCAGGGCAAUUCCAAACUCAGUGUUUUGUUGAUAUGACCUCCUCAAUUGUGAGUUAAUUUAUCAUACUGGGGUGGAAGGUUGAACAAAAUGUAUUUCAGUCCAUUUUCUCAAUAUGGCCCGAACGGUACUGUAAGUAGACUGACCAUUGCUUGUUAAUAUUGGACAAUCGCAAAUUGGAGCCAUUUGAGACACUGUGGUUCCUGCAGUAAAUCCUGCUAGUUUCCUUCCUCUGCCAAGUUCAGCAGUGCAAAAGUCUUAGUCAAUAACUUCUUGUUAUUUCAUAGAACCAUGACAGAACAAAUACUUGAUCUAGAAAAUGGAAGCAGAGCAAAAGAUCUUUGCCGCUAUCAACAAGAUGGUUACCACUAGCACUUGCACUGCAGAACCUCAGUGCCUCCAUCUCCUACAUCAUUUGACAGGCAUAACUUUUUAUGUAGAAUUAUAUAUUAUAUGCUCUGUGUUGAUUUCUGUUUGAAACAAAUGUAGUAGAAUCUUUUAUGAGAGUAAUAUUUAUUGAUCUAGUAGUCGCUUUGUGUGUGCAAGGUUGAUGUGAUAUUUCAUAGAAUUAUGAUAAAUUGUGUGGACUGAACACAUGCAGCUGUACUAGCAAAAAUAUAGGUGUAUCUAGCAUGGUUGAAGGAACUCCUUUGAAUUCAUGAAUGCUGUUUCUCGCAGAAACUAGGCAAUCAUGAAACAAAGAAAAUAAUAAAAUCUGUAAUCUUUUGCAUGAAAUAGAACACCUUGCUAGUACCAGUGAAAUUGUGUCAGCCCUUUCUGUUUGCGUACUGAGUGACAGAUUGUGUUAGAUUUGCUGAAUCUCAGCUAAAUAUCAUUAGACCUUUGAAGGUACUGGAGAUCUAACACAUGAUGUUUACACAAGUAUGUGAGAGUUUCCGUCCAUUUUUUUUGUCUUUAAAAUAAGAAAGACGUUAUGCAGCUCAAAGCUACAGGGGCGAUCCUUGUUGUGGGGCACACUGGGGAUUGCAGAAAACACACAUAUCAGCUUAAAUUAAGAAAAAUUAGGUAAAUUUGAAUUAUGAGAUCCGAACCUAUUUGUUGUUUCUGUCAACAUGACUUGUUUAGCAAUGCUAAUUGUAUUAUGAAAAUAUUAUCUAUUGCUAUUUAUAAUGUAUUAAGAGGAUCAAUUACAAGGGCUCCUAUUUCUGUUUAGUUGUACACAGAGACAUGCAAACAGUGAGAUAAUCAGUGCUCAUUGUGUACCUGUGUAUAUCAUCUUAAAACCUGUGUAAGAGAUGCUUGUUAUGUUUUUGAGCAUUGCAAAGAUAAACCAAAGUUGUACAUAGCUUUUAAAGACGCAUGAUAAGUAGACUACUUGGGUAGAUUUGCCCACUAAGAUUAUUCACGAUUCUAAUUUCUCCAUUUUCAUUACUAGUGGCUCUCUUUUUGAAGUUUGCAUUUUUAAAAUGUGCUUGACUCUUGGCGAUCUUGAACUUUUGUCAUAUUCUAAAUUUGGCAGCUUUUGCGGGCCCUUCAAGUCCCUCUCUACAAACCAAAGAGAAAUAUUGUGUACUUUCUUCUUCGCUGAAGUAGUUUAGAAAUGCAGCCAGUACUCAGGAGGCAUUGUGAUAACUUGUCUAGCAUGCAAAUACUUAAAAUGUCUUUGUGUUGAUAACCAGACAAACCUUACCAAAAUUGAGAUUUAAACAUGCUUGCCUCUCCUUGCAGACAGGCUCGUCACACCCUCUCUUGACCAUACCAUUUGAAAUUGCAAGUCCAAAUCCUACUGUCCAAAGCUGACUGGACUGAGGUCCCUUUCCCUUUUUGUACACAUUUCUUACUGUUCUCCUGGAAGGCUAAGCUUUUCCCUUCAUGUCUCUGUGUGCACCACCUUCUUUCCCUUCCUUCUCAAUGCAAAUUAUGGGGCUCAAAUAUGUAGGCUAAAGUGUUGAUUAUUUUUAAUAUUCCAAUAAACUUGUGGAAUUGAUCCUUUUUUAAUUUUUUUGUUUUUGAUUUGUUAUGUACAAUUACAUUGUUAUUUCAAAUUUAUGAAAUGCAAAAAGAAAAAUUACAAAAAAUCUUUUAUGUACUUUAUGAGUAGAGGGAAACUAUGCUUCAUAUCUGUUUUACUGGCUAUGUAAUAAACCUGUUAGUCAUUCAUAGAUUCUGAUCAGACGAAGGUCCAGUAAUUUUGUUUUGAAUUAUUAGCCAGAUCAAACUGUUACUUUUUAAUUGUUAUCUUCUGUGAUUGAGCAGAGUGACAACUGUGGAAGUUUGAGUCAAUUCAAACAGGCAACUAGCAAUAAUAAAAUCUACUGCACUUUCCAUGUGAAAUGCUCUAUUUUGAAUCCAUGUGGAGUUCUGACUGAACCUGUGCACCAAGGAAGUCAGAUUAAUUAGAUUCAACCAAUUUUACAUUCAAAAGUAAUUGAAUGCUCUAUUUUACUAUUAAUAUUUGAACCAUUCUAUUAAGAUUAGUGAACAGCUAAGGUUAAUUAUCUGUUGUGUGAUUAGCAGAUGAUGUGAGGAAAGUCGAUCUCAAAUGUUUGUUGACUAUUUAGUUUGAGCCCCAUAAUGCAAAUUUCCUCAAUGUUAUUUCUAAGUAAACUUUUUUUUAUCUCUUAUACGGAGCUAUGUGAUAUAAUCUAACUAUAACCACUCACGCCUUCUGAUGAGCCAGCUUUAGGUACUAGAACAUAAAACACCAGUUUCUAAACAUAUCAUGAUCUGUGCCCCCUAUUGAUGAGACAUCAUAAAAUUUUAGAAAUGUUAAAUAAAGUGAAGUUUGAUAUAUAUUAUGACAUGAGAAUUUACAAAACAAAUCUUUUUCAAAUGUUUAAGGGUUUUGUGUAUUUCUAUCAAUGAGUACUUAUUACUUUUACUCUUUAAUAUAAAUGUAUGAUUUUUAAGUUUGUUACUAAAAGAGUUGACAUAUCAUUGUUCAACAGUGUAACAUGUGCAUGUCCAAAUUGUGUGUCUGGUUUUAGUGCUUAUGCCACACACACACACAUGUUGUGUGCUCAACAUGCAACUUAAAAUUAUGAAUCACCAAGUCAAUUUAUGCAUGUCAGUUUUGAACCUAGCCAACUUCUUGAGGGGCUAGCAACUAUCAUGCCUAUGUCCAUUACCGAUUUACAUGACCAGCCCUGUGAGUGUGUAUGUGUGUGUGUGCAUUUCAGAGUGAAUGUGAGUGAAAACUGCAAUAUUGUUAUCAAAACCAAAUAGAUGAGCUUUGUUGGAUCAUCAUUGAUUCCUGUUUUGUAGAUUUAACUUGGCAGGAAGACUUUCUUCCUCUUCUCUACAGUUGUAGUUUGUGUGGCGUUACUAUUGUAGGACUAAAAAGGGAAUUACAUUUUUGUAAUUAUAAGGUUCAAAUCAAGAAUAUUAAGAAACUGGAGGGUUGGUGUGCAAUGGAACGGAUGUGGAAACAUUCAUAGACAAUCUCCCUGGUUGAUUUGACAAUUGGAAAAUAUUUGCUUAAUUUAAGGAUUGUUAACUAUACUAUUCCAAAGAUGAGCUAGAUUUCCACCAAAAUGGAAAGUUACCUGUGUGAUAAGUCUGUAAAAACAGAAUUUGCCUUCAAUAACCAUAUCACUAAUUGUUAACUUUACAAUUGACAGAUCACCACAUGUUGUCUAUGAGGUUUGGAAGACUUAGACAAUUACUAUUUUUUUUCCUCUCUCGACUACUCUUUAUGUAUUUGCGGUGCCGCCUGGUUCAGUCCAUGCAUGUGAGAGUCAUGUAUCAUAACACCCAAAAAUUUUGUUAAGCACUUAAAAAAAAAUCAGAGUUUCGAGAUCAGCUAAAUGUUCCAGGUACAAUCUUAGUUGAGGAAAAUUGUAAUUUUGCCUGACACAAAUCUCUCUGUACUUGUUCUCUUACUGUCAUCUCAAGUAUGAACAAUCCUCUUUAUUGAGGAAAACUAGUGUGGCCCAUGAUUUUUCUAUCUCUACUUACCUAGAGUAAUGACUGAGUUGACUUGAGCGGGAUUCCAUAAAGAAGUGUUCUGUUAUCUUUUCAUGGAGGAUAAUUUAAGUGGUUUUCUAAAGCAUAGAUAUAUUAAUAUAUUUUCAUUAUUUUAGAAGUAAAAAUUUGUCAGUUAUUUUUAUUAAAAACAAUAUGUGGCCCCAUAUUGUUAGUUUUUCUUUGUUAACAUUUAUAGUCGUGAGAGAGAAGUCAUAGUGUAUGUAUUAAGUCUGUAUGGCAUACUGAAUUAAACCAAUCCAAGACAGAUGCUGAUUCCCAUAUUGCUGUUUUAGCUUUGACAGGGCGCAAUGUGAAAUAUGCUUUCAUUGACAUCCUUGCGAACUUUCUUCAUUAAUGUAAAUUUCUAAUAUAAUCUCAAUUUUCCUCCAAAGUUUCCUUUGUAUUCCUCCAAGUUCACCUGUUAAUUUUCACACAGUUGUUUCCAUGCGCCCUGCAUGUAUAAAGAAAAUAUCAUCUCCAACUUGUUAACAUUUAUUAUGGUUAUCAGUUGUUACCAUGACUCUACCAAAAUACUUGGUUAUGAUCUAGUUGUAAAGUAGAACUUUUCUGAAUAACAGCAGCAAAUGGUUUCAUGAGGAAGUUGUGUAUCACAAGCGCAGUCAGAGUCAUGAGCUAGUCACCACGUUAUGGCAUGUGACCACCACCAUCCUCUCAACGUGAUAAAAUAUAAUAAAGAAUCUACUGUUUCCUCAUCAAUUCAAUUUUUUUGAUUUUGUGUGGUUAACUGUGGCCCAGAGAAGAAUGUAACUGGCAAAUCUGAUUUGAAUUUUCAUUGCAGAUCAGAUCUCUGUAUAGGGUCCAAAGAAGGAAUAAACUGUCUGUGUAAAGUAUA